This is a messenger RNA of Trichoderma atroviride IMI 206040, 780 nucleotides long. RefSeq lists its product as uncharacterized. The record is from RefSeq and is a predicted model, not a curated record. Lineage: Eukaryota; Fungi; Ascomycota; Sordariomycetes; Hypocreales; Hypocreaceae.
AUUACGGCCCUCAAAGAACACUUUCUUGAUAACUUUGCACUCGAAUUCCAGAAAGCGGGUUUCAGUGUCUUGGUCUUCGAUAAUCGCGGCUUCGGAGAAAGCGGUGGUCGCAGAUACGAUGCCGAUCCUGUCAAAUUCCAGGAUGACUAUAUCGAAGCCUUUGACUACGCCGCGUCUCUUCCACAAGUUGACUCGGAACGGAUUGUUUUUUGGGGAACAAGUUACUCGGGAGGAGUUGCCAUCACUGCUGCGGCAAUUGAUCGCCGAGUCAAAGCUGUCAUUGCUCAGGUGCCAUUCGUGUCGGGGGAGCUAUUAGUAGGCACUGGGCAACCUUUUCUCGACAUGGUACAGCAAGACCGCGCCAAGAUUCGCAGCGGAGAAGAAUGGCCUCUCACUCGUGUUGUUGCUUCCACGCUUGACGAGGCUGAGGCUGGCACUGCAGCCGUUAUGCUCCGAGAUACGGCCAGCUUCCGCUUUUUCCAAGACGCCGCCGCGCAAGGCGGCAAUUGGGAAAAUAAAUUAACUACAAUGUCUCUUUUCAGAUUACUUAGGUUCGAACCUAUCCGAUAUAUUCACCGUAUUGCGCCCACGCCUCUGUUGAUGGUUGUGGGAGAAAAAGAUGAUAGCUUGCUGUCGCUUCAGCUGCAGGCAUUUGGAUUAGCUCAAGGACCCAAGCAGCUCCAUCUGCUAAAAGGCUGCGGUCAUUUUGACCAAUAUCGAGGUGAUAUUUUCAAGGAGAAUAUUGCGGUUCAGAUUGCGUUUCUAAAGAAUUAUGUUUGA